CUAGCCUGCCCGUGACCUGCCGUCCGCCGCCAGGAGCUUCCGCGCCGCCUGCACUGGAGCUCGUCCCCCGCCCGCGCCGCCGUCUGCACUGGAGCUCAUCCCCCGCCUAGCUCUUCCCCUGCCAGGAACAGGAGGCCUGAAGUAGUAGCAGUAAGCCAGGAGCUCGCCCCCUUCCGCGCCGCCUGGAAGCUCAUUCAAGGUCGCACUGAUAAUAAAUCUUCAAUAGUCCAAUCUUCCAUAGUUCUUGCUGCUGCCUGCUAUUUAAUGCUGCUGUUGCUGUCCUCCUACUGCCUGCUCUUUACUGCUGCUGUGGCUGUCCUGUUGCUGCCUGUUGCUUACUGCUACGUGCUACUGCCUGCUGCUACUUGCUGCUGUUGCGUGCUUGCUGCUGCUGUUGCUGUCCUGCUGCUGCUGCGUGACUGCUGCUGUUGUUGCUUGCUGCUACUGUUGCUUGCUGUCCUCUGCUUACUGCUGCUGUCCAGAACUCCAGAUGGCAAACACUGCUGAUAGUGAUGAAGGAGCUGGUGCAUCUGCAGCUGUUCUCAAAGUGACGGAUACGAUCCAUUAAAGGAUCCAUGAAGAAAGCCAAAUUCUGAUGACCCGGGAUGGAAGUAUGCCUAUUAUGUUGAGCCUGGCAAGCGAGAGUUGAUCCAAUCCUUCCUUUGCCCAAGGAGGAUUAUAGGGGGAAUCUUGAGGGUGAAGCAACAUCUUGUAGGUGGGUACAAAGAUAUCAUAAAGUGUCCCAAUACCACAACUGCGAUUGCUAAAGAGUUGAAAGCAGAUUUGGAUGAUGGAAAAAGGGGCAGGCCAGUAUACCUUGAUGACCAGGCAAGUGAAGCAGCAGAGGAAGAUGUUGCGGAAGUGGAAACAAAUCAAGCAGUAGUCAUCAGCUAGAGGAAAUAGCAGCUCUGGAACAACCAGCAAAAGAAAGCAAUCAGGAAGCAAGCUACCAACUGCUCCAGCAUCAAAGAAGCCCAUUACAGCUUUGCUACGACGUACACCACAAGAGGUUGUAGCGGAGAGGUAUGCCAAAGGUUCUUAUCAAAGAACCAUCAAUGCUGCAAUGAAACCCAAAGAAGAAAGAGAUGAUGUUUGUUUGGAGAUAGUUAAGUGGUUCUAUGAGUGUGGCAUACCAUUCAAUGCUGCCAACUCAAGAUAGUUUGAGAUUGCUGUAGAGGCCAUUGCACAGUAUGGUUCAGGGUUCAAGCCCCCUAGUUAUCAUGAGCUACGAGAACCAUUGCUUGGGAAGGUCGUGAAAGAGACUGAUGGUGGUAGGAAUAAGCAUGAGGAUGCAUGGAGUCAGUAUGGCUGCACCCUCAUGUCAGAUGGAUGGAUAGAUAGGAGGGGUCGUCAUCUAAUAAACUUCCUAGUUAACAGCCCACAAGGAACAUAUUUUUUUAGAGUCAGUGGAUGCAUCAAAUGAGUCUCAUGAUGCUAUGAUGCUUGCAGACCUAUUAGAUAAGAGAAUUGAGAAGAUUGGUAGGGAUAAAGUUGUACAGAUUGUCACUGACAAUGGUGCCAACUACAAGGCAACAGGUAGAUAUUUGGUUGAGAGGACUCCUACCUUAUUUUGGACCCCUUGUGCUGCUCAUUGCUUGGACCUUAUGUUAGAGGACAUAGGAAAAUCGAAGGAUUUUAAGAAGCCCAUUACACGUGCUCGUCAUGUCACAACAUUCAUAUAUAGGUAUGGGAGAAUUCUAAGUGAGACGAGGGUGCACACAAAAGGUAUGGACCUUGUGAGGCCUGCUGCUACUAGAUUUGCUACUGCAUUCCUCACCUUGAGGAGUUUACACAAGCAUAAGGAUGCAUUGAGAGCCUUAUUUUCUGGAGAUGUUUUUACUCGCUCCAAAGUGGCUAAAACAGAGGCAGGGAAAAAUGUAUAUGAAAUUAUUUUCUCAACACAAUUUUGGAAUUCAAUAGAGGACUGCCUUAGAGCUUCUUUACCACUACUUGUUGUGCUAAGAUUGGUUGAUGGUGAUGAGAAGCCUGCCAUGCCUGAGGUUGCAGCAGCUAUGAAUAUAGCAAAGCAAAAAAAUUAAGUCAUCUUUCUCUACUCAAAACAAGCAAUCUUGCAUGAACCGCAUCAUGAAAAUUGUUGAGAACCGUUGGGUGAAACAAAUGGACACUCCAUUGUAUGGCAGCACUCUAUUUGAAUCCUGGAAAAUUCUACAACAUGAAACAAAGUGAUGAUGAUGGCUAUGUUGGAGAGCUAAGGGGUUGCUUCAACAAUGUACUUGUUAAAAUGGUGGCAGAUGAGGACCUUAGAGACAAAAUUGAUGGCCAGGCGGUCCAUUAUGAGAACCAAAGAGAAGCAUUUGCAAACCCAAUGGCCAUAAAAAAUGCGCAAACAAGAAAUCCACUUGACUGGUGGCUUGCAUAUGGUGGUAGAACCAUUGAGCUAUAUAAGUUUGCAAGGCGGAUUGUUAGUCUUUGUGCUUUAUCAUCCGGUUGUGAGCGCAAUUGGAGCACAUUUGAAUUUAUGCAUACUAAGAAAAGGAACAGGCUAGAGCACAAAAGAUUGAAUGAUUUGGUGUAUGUUUCAUACAAUAGAAAGAUGACAGCUAGGUUCCAAAAAAUGCGUGAAGAAGGAAAGAACUUCGAUCCUUUGGUUCUUGAAGAUUUUGAUUGGGACAGUGAGUGGGUUGAUCCAUUAGCUAAUUCAUCACAUAUUGGGGAUGAUCCUCUUUUCACAUGGAACCAUGUUGAUCAUGCCACUGGUGCAUCUACACAACUUCAAGGACGCAAUUUUUCUAGGCGAGCUCAUGGUAGUCACGUGUCAAGAUUUGAGGAAGAUGAAGAUGGUCUUGACGUGGGUGAAGAAAACGAGAAUGAUGAAAAUUUUGUGCUUGAUGACCUUGAUAUGGAUGAUGAUGAAGCAACAAACAACAAAGGUGACGAUGGCGAUGAGGAAGGCAAUGAUAAUGCUGGUUUUGAGGAUUUGGAUGAUGGUUAUUGAGACAUGAUAGAUGGGUGAUUGAAUAACGCUUGUGUGCUUGUCAUUGUGGACAUUUCAUUGCAUGUUUACUUGCUUUUGCGCUUGUGGGUGUGGACUUGAAAUGCUACUAUUCUAUUUUGUUGUAUGUUUGUGGUUGUGGACAUGUCAUUUUAGGAACUAUUAUU
Molecule: messenger RNA, 3120 nt
Organism: Panicum virgatum (switchgrass)
Lineage: Eukaryota; Viridiplantae; Streptophyta; Magnoliopsida; Poales; Poaceae
Exons: 3
Coding region: 2135-2956 (273 amino acids)
Molecular function (GO): protein dimerization activity
Source: RefSeq, a predicted model, not a curated record